GACCGGUGCAGCCAACGCUGGCGGAUCCGACCCCGAAUGCAGGGCAAGACCCUGGACCGGGGCCAUUCACCGCCAUCCUGCGUGGACCUGUCGACCAGCCAGUUGAAGGUGCACCAGUCGAUCCGGCAGCUGCCACUCUGGACGAGCUGGAGCUGAUCCUGCCACAGCCGUCGAAUGUGGGCGAUGAUGGCAGCGAAAUCGACCGCUUCCCGGGCCGAGUGCAUCGGAAUGUCGGUGAUGGUGCACUCAUCAUUGACGAGAUCGGCAUGAACAGCCUGGACCACCUGGGUGCGUGCAACCAGUCCUGCACUCGUCACCUGUUGCCGCCACCGCAUCUCGCCGGCGACCACCCCGCCGCCACCAUCUUCAGCGGCCGUCCCAGCGCCAACACGGGCGACGAGUUCCAGCACCCGAAGCCAGGUGGCCCGCCCCUCUACAAGUACGCCGCUGCUGUGGAAUGCAACCCUCAGUUCUCGCCCUCUGUCCCAACCGUGCAACCUCUGCACGGAGACGAGGACAACGAUGGCGACCCUAAUGAGGCCGCCGCUGGAUCUCAAGGCAGUCAGCAGCAACCCGAAGCAGCAGCACGCCGGCCCCGGGCCGUCCCACAGACGCAGAGCUGCAUACUUGAGGGCUUCCGGGUUUACCGAUCCCUGGCUAAGACGGUCUUCUUGCUGGAGAAGCAGCAGCGCCAGGACAGCAGCCCCUCUGGUCGUCGCCUGACAGAGUAUGCCUCUAUGUUUGGCGGUGAGCCAGCCACCGAGCAGCGCAUAGCCGAGAUGGUCGACGACCUUAACAGCCGCGCCAUCGUCGACUUGGCCGACCUGGCACACCUCGAGCCGCGCGUCGUGCUGCAGAGGAACGAACCACGCCACACACUCAAUACCCGGCUCAUCAUGCUGGAGGCACAGCACAAGAAGCAGCGCCUUGUGGUGUGGAAUGCGGACCACGUCCCUGUCCAGAAGCGCGGUGCUGCUGCGGAACCGGCCCUGACACACGUGGAGAAAGCAGUUGCGAUGCGGAUCAAGGAUCACGAGUUUGGCCACACCACCGCCGACACGUGGUACUACCAUGGCGCCCGAUACAUCCUCCUUGAUACGACUGCUGCCGAUGCCGGAGCGAGCCACAACAACGAG
Messenger RNA from Volvox carteri f. nagariensis, 1136 nucleotides. RefSeq lists its product as uncharacterized. The transcript has 4 exons. The record is from RefSeq and is a predicted model, not a curated record. NCBI's taxonomy places the organism in Eukaryota, Viridiplantae, Chlorophyta, Chlorophyceae, Chlamydomonadales, Volvocaceae. The annotation marks the transcript as partial.